GGUGUUCAGUGCACGGAAACAAAAACUGUGCGGGGAAUGCUAUUAUAAUACUGUUCCGGAUUUACCUGAAGCUCGAAGGAACGGUCAUUUCCAUUCGUUCAAAGCCCGGGCCCAAGAGCAGCAGAAGGCGGCAUUAAAAAAUGGCCAGCAACAAGAAAAGGAAGAUAGACAAUCCCGGAUCCCCGCCCAUGUUGAGCGCCUUUGCCGCCCGACAGAGUCUCUGGGACGUCUUGUCUUCUCCUGGCGCCGAUGCUACCAAGAACCAGAAUCAGGACCAGAAGGCUGCCGAGACAGCUGUGGAAUUGCAAUUGUCUGCUGCAGAGUCUCAGACUGGCAAAGCUCGCACUGGCUCGGCAUUGCCGGCGCGACCAGAAUCAAGUCGCAGAGCCAAAGGCAAGCGCCAGUCUGUGCAAGAUGACGAUUCCUACACCUUGCAUACAGAGAAACCAAGCCAAGCCUUCAAGAAGGAGACUGGAAACUCAGACUCGGUGCCAUCAACGCCAACCCUGACCCCAAUUAGCCUGGGGCCGACACGUCCCGAAUCCAGGAGGCGAACGAGCACGCACUGCUCGUCCUUCAAACCGACCAAGGCAAAUUACCAAGACAAGGCAGACGGCCGUGUCUUACUGAACGCCGCUGAAGGAGAGCGUUUGGUUGUUCAUGGGAGCUAUGGCAUCCGGGUCCGCCAGGGCGAAGCUACCAUAGCCGGCGCCGUCCUGUCGGCUUCUGACUCCAUCUACUGGGUGUAUGCUCCCCACUGCCAUGCAAUCCCUGUUCUCAGGACUACCGAAGACUCCAUCAUCGAGCUCCAUCCCCAUCCGGCUUCCAAAGAACUCAGGCGGCUCGCAAAGCUCAGCCCCCUGUUUGGAAAUAUUUGGAACGAAGAGUCGCCAACUAUCCGUAUCUCUGAAAAAGCCUCAAAGGCUGAUGCCACCUUCCAGAUAAUAUUCACAUUGGAGGACAGCCCGAAGAGAGCCGUCCUCCACGACCUGGUCUCCCCCGCUGAGUGGAACAGGAAGCUCGCCGGACUUGUAGCCUCAAGAAAGAAAACCCCGCCAGUCGUUUUCUUAUGCGGACCCAAAUCAUCGGGGAAGUCGACAUUCGGAAAGCUACUGGCAAAUCGACUUCUGACAGGCCAGGGACAAAGCUCGAAGAGGGAGUCGUGGUUGCCCGUAUUAGUUCUCGAUCUUGACCCAGGGCAGCCCGAAUACGCGCCUCCAGGUGUUAUCUCGCUGUACAAAAUAUUACUUCCCAACCUAUCCCCCUCGUUCUGCCACCCUACCCCUUAUCUCGAGCACACAGCUGCCGGGGCAGCAGGUGGCCACUGUCAGCUGAGAGCUCACGCCAUUGCAGCCGUCACUCCGGCUCACGAUCCAGGUCACUUCAUCGAGUGUGCCUUGGAACUUUUCUCACACUACCAACAAAGGUUUUCCAGUAGCAACGGCAACAGCAACGGAUACCCGCUCGUGGUCAACACCCCUGGGUGGAUCCAGGGCACUGGCCUUGAUAUACUAUCUGAGCUCGUCAGAGAAAUUCGCCCCACCGAGGUUAUUUAUAUGUCCCAAGACGGGCCAGAGGAGACGGUGGACAGCCUUCAAUCUGUCUGCCGGGGCAACGGCAUCAGCAAUGUCAUCCCGUUCUAUACCCUUCCCUCCCAGCCAAGUGAAGUUACACCGUCGCGGACUUCGCUGCAUUUACGCACCAUGCAAACCAUGUCAUACUUCCACCGCAACUGGUACUCUCCAAGUACCAGCCCUCGGCAGCAACAGCAACAGCAGGCCUGGAAUGCCGUGCCCCUGACCGAGCGGCGGCCGUGGAGGGUCCGGUACCGCGGCGCCGACCGUGGAUUCGUUGGCGUGCUCUGCUACGACCACCAGCCCGCGCCGGAACUGCUGGCUGAUGCCAUCAAUGGAAUGGUCCUGGCGUUGGUGCAUGUGGAAAACCCCGCUGCGUUUCGGGAUUUUCUCGGUGUAGCGGACCCGUCGCAGGACGGCGGUAGUGACGACGGCAGUAACGUGAAUGGUAACAGCAACAACAACACCGAUACACAAGAAGAAAUCAGCGGCGAAGUCCCCUUGAUACCCAACCCGCAGGGAUGCACGCUGGACCCCCGCUAUUGCCACGCCCUUGGCCUGGUACUCGUCCGCGGCAUUGACAGGCAGCGCGGUGAGCUGCAGUUACUUACGCCGCUGCCGAGUGACGUGAUACUUCCCGCGACUGCUACUGGAGGCAAAGAUCUUGUCUUGGUGGCAGGGAAGUUCGAUACGCCGAGCUGGGCCUACGCCGAGGACUUGCAUUAUCGCGGCUCGUCCUCACUACGUGUUUCAACCGCUCCCACGACAACAAGUCAAGCUCGAACAUCUCUCAGCGACAAAGACGGAGAUAGCAGCAGUUCAGCCGAAGGCGAGGAAAGCUCGGCCGAGGAAGGAGUCAGUGGCUCCACGGCACAAAGCAGCCAGCAUACCGAGUUCCCGUGGGUGGAAAUGCUUCACGGCAGCCAGAAACGGUCAGCCGGGUCGCGCGUAUGGCGCGUGAGGAGGGAUCUCGGCCGUAAUUGACAGCGUGCAAAGCGAAUAUAAGAAAGUUCUUUGACGUUCAACGUUCCUUUAUUCCCCGUGAGCAUUUAAAGAGAGAAGCAGCUGCGUCCCGCCAAGCUAUGCAACAUAUAUAAACAUCAAGGUAUUAAUGUUCUCCAGAUGCUAAUAUGUCGCUCCGAUGUUAAGUGACCACGAAACGAUAUGUCCUUACACUGCGAAUCCCCCCACCCCCCAACUCACGAACAUUGCGAGUAGUAUGCAUUGAUGGCCUUGCAGGAAAGCCCUGGUGCACACUGGGUGCAACCGCUGAAGCUGGAGCCACCGCAUUGUGCCCAUUGAGCCGCAGAGCAGCCGUCAGUCUGGC
This is a messenger RNA of Lasiosphaeria miniovina, 2901 nucleotides long. RefSeq lists its product as uncharacterized. The record is from RefSeq and is a predicted model, not a curated record. Gene Ontology annotation, biological process: cleavage in ITS2 between 5.8S rRNA and LSU-rRNA of tricistronic rRNA transcript (SSU-rRNA, 5.8S rRNA, LSU-rRNA). Gene Ontology annotation, cellular component: nucleus. Gene Ontology annotation, molecular function: polynucleotide 5'-hydroxyl-kinase activity. The transcript has 5 exons. Lineage: Eukaryota; Fungi; Ascomycota; Sordariomycetes; Sordariales; Lasiosphaeriaceae. Bases 141 to 2558 code for a protein of 805 amino acids.